Ixodes scapularis (black-legged tick) is the source of this 2114-nucleotide messenger RNA. RefSeq lists its product as uncharacterized. The coding region runs from base 85 to 1965 and encodes 626 amino acids. The transcript is spliced from 3 exons. Gene Ontology annotation, biological process: proteolysis. Gene Ontology annotation, molecular function: aspartic-type endopeptidase activity. The record is from RefSeq and is a predicted model, not a curated record. Lineage: Eukaryota; Metazoa; Arthropoda; Arachnida; Ixodida; Ixodidae.
AGGGUGUGCAAGUACAGUCGGCCCAGCCAGCCAGGUGCGUACGCGCUGGCGGACAUCAACACCGAGGAAGAGAGUGGCGAGGAAAUGCUUCACGCCCUGGUGGCUCACAGUACAGCCAACAAAGACACGACGCCGCCGAUAGAGCGGGAUUUGCUAUGGGAAGGCAGGAAGCUGCGAAUGAUUCUGGAUACGGGCUCCCCAGUCAGCUUAAUUCCCGAGAGCGCUUUCAAAAGACACCGUAAACGGUGGCCGGCCCUGGAAACGACCCCCCUACGCUUGUUGUGCUUCCUGGGGCCGCUGCCCGUUGUCGGCAAGAUCACCAUGAGUGUACAGUACGGACAGACGCAGGUGCGCAGCUCGUUGAUUGUGGUGAACUGCCCAGGGCCGCUGCUUUGCGGUAGGAAUACGCUGCGGGCGUUUUACGACGCAGGGGCACCGCUUCUAGAAACUGGGGCACCGCUUGGGGUGAACAUGGUGCAGGCCGGCGCAGAGGGGCAGGACCUACUGGAAGAAUUUGCAGACGUUUUCGAAGAGAAGCUGGGGUGCUGCCAGGGCCCACCAGUAAAGCUGUACAGGAAGGAAGAUGCGCGACCCCGUUUUUGUAAGGCGAGGCCGGUGCCCUACGCGCUUCGCGACAAGGUGUCGGCGGAAAUCAACCGCCUGGAGAAGGACGGCGUGCUCUCGCCGGUCAACGUGUCGGAAUGGGCUACACCUGUUGUUCCGGUGGCAAAGAAAAACGGCGAGAUACGACUGUGCGGGGAUUUUAAGUUGACGGUAAAUCCAGCUACACACCUGGAGCGAUACCCCUUGCCUAAAAUUGACGACAUUUUUGCGGCGGUAUAUGGGGGGGAACUCUUCACCACGCUGGACUUACGCAACGCGUACAAUCAGCUUCCUCUUGACGAAGAGGCUCGAAAGAUGACUGUGCUGAACACGCACCAAGGCUUGUACUGUUACAAUCGUCUGGCCUUCGGCAUUGCGUCCGCACCGGCUCUGUUUCAACGGCGCAUCGAGUCCCUCCUGCAAGGGCUCCCAAGGGUGCAAGUCUACUUGGAUGACAUCGUCAUCGCAGAAAAGAAACACGACACGUCGACACUCCGGCAGGUGCUGCAGCGGCUACGGGAAAACGGCCUGAAGUUAAACCGAGCCAAGUGCCGUAUCCGGGAGAAGCAAGUGUCCUUUUUGGGCCACAGAAUCGAUGCCCAAGGUCUUCAUCCGGAGCGGACCAACCUCGAGGCAGUGACCGAAGCUCCAAGACCGACCUCGGAGGAGGGCAGCAGUGAAGUGCUCACUGAAUAUGUGCUGUACACGCGGGGGUGGGACGACCAACCUAUGUCCGCCCAGCAGAUGGCCACCCUGACUACGCGGGACAGCCUGCUUCGCCAAGUAAAAGCCUGGAUUUACGCCGGAUGGCCGUCGCACCUGCGCCCGGAGCAGCACCAGUUCCUACCGUACUUCAGCCGCAGAUCUACCCCUAUGAAAGAGGGCAAGUCGCCAGCCGAGUUGUUGUUAGGCUUCAGGCCCAGGACAAGGCUAACCGGCUUCUUCUCAAGGGGCGAGGAAGCGCAGCACAGCGUGGUCGAGCCGCAAGCCCCGGCCACGACACCACCGCCAUUUUCGCCAGGAAUGCCGGUCUGGUCACGCCAGUUCCAGCCGAGGCGGAGAUGGCUACCGGGGACUGUGGUCUCCAGUGAGGGUCGGUGCAUGGUCACGCUACGCACACCGGACGGCCAACAGAGACGGCACCGGGACCAGCUGCGACCUCGAGACGCUUCAGGGUCCCCGGAAGGCGCUGACAAGGCACGUCGAGUCGCCGGCCGGUCGGAGGUGGGAGCAAGGCCGCCCAGCACCGACGAAAGAGAGGUCGCCACCAACGGCGAUCCCGAGGUGACGCCCACAGCAGACUCGGUUCCUCUCAGGCGCUCUACGCACCUGCGGAAGCCGCCGGACCGUUUGAACUUAUAGGGGGGAGGGGAUGCUGUAUCGCCGUACGGCUGCGUCACCGCAACCAGGAGCGGCGCGUUCCAGCGCAUGCCCGUGCCGGACAUACGUCACCGGCGCGGGAGGUAAAAAGAGAGCGCUUGCCAAUAAACUACGUUUUUCAUGUCCCGGCC